Messenger RNA from Miscanthus lutarioriparius, 2340 nucleotides. The record is from the annotation of a GenBank genome assembly. NCBI's taxonomy places the organism in Eukaryota, Viridiplantae, Streptophyta, Magnoliopsida, Poales, Poaceae.
AUGAUCACGUUCGCGGACCUGACGGAACCGGCCGCCGCCGCCGCCGAGCGGUGCGUGGACCGGCAGCUGUGGCUGGCGUGCGCGGGCGGCAUGUGCACCGUGCCACCCGUGGGCGCCAGCGUCUACUACUUCCCGCAGGGCCACGCGGAGCACGCGCUCGGCCUCGCCGGUGCGGCCAACCUCUCCGCGGCGCGUCUCCCGGCGCUGGUCCCCUGCCGCGUCGCCGCAGUGCGCUACAUGGCUGACCCGGACACCGACGAGGUCUUCGCCAGGAUCCGCCUCGUCCCGCUACGCGGCGGGGAGGCGGACGCGGGUGGCCUCGAGGACGAUGCGGCCGCGGCGGACGAGCAGGAGAAGCCGGCCUCGUUCGCCAAGACGCUGACACAGUCCGACGCCAACAACGGCGGCGGGUUCUCCGUGCCGAGGUACUGCGCAGAGACCAUCUUCCCGCGGCUUGACUACGCCGCCGACCCGCCCGUGCAGACCGUCGUCGCCAAGGACGUGCACGGGGCCGCCUGGAAGCUCCGCCACAUCUACCGGGGCACGCCGCGCCGGCACCUGCUCACCACGGGGUGGAGCACGUUCGUCAACCAGAAGAAGCUCGUCGCCGGGGACUCCAUCGUGUUCCUCCGCGGUGACAGCGGGGACCUGCACGUCGGCAUCCGGCGCGCAAAGCGUGGGUUCUGCGGCGCCGGCGGAGGCGGAGGCGAGGAAGCCCCUACGCCCGGGUGGGAUUACUACGCGGGCCUCAUGCGAGGUAAUGUGAGCCCGUGCGCGGCCGCCAAGGCACGGGGCAAGGUGCGACCAGAGGACGUGGCCGAGGCGGCGAGGCUGGCGGCUGCCGGGCAGUCGUUUGAGGCGGUGUACUACCCUCGCGCGAGCACGCCCGAGUUCUGCGUUCGUGCCGCCGCGGUCCGCGCGGCGAUGAGGGUGCAGUGGUCCCCAGGGAUGCGGUUCAAGAUGGCGUUCGAGACGGAGGACUCCUCCCGGAUCAGCUGGUUCAUGGGCACCGUCGCCGGCGUCCAGGUCACCGACCCCAUCCGCUGGCCGCAGUCGCCGUGGCGCCUUCUUCAGGUGACCUGGGACGAGCCGGACCUCCUGCAGAACGUGAAGCGGGUGAGCCCAUGGCUGGUGGAGCUGGUGUCGAGCAUGCCAGCCAUCCACCUCGCCUCCUUCUCGCCGCCGCGCAAGAAGCCCCGGAUCCCGGCGUACCCGGAGUUCCCCUUCGAAGGGCAGCUCCUUAACCCGGCGUUCCCGCCCAACCCACUGUCACACGGGCAGCACCCCCACCCCCACCCCCACCAUUUCCUUCACGCCCACCCACCGUUCUUCCCUUUCCCGGACGGCAGUGCUCCUGCAGCCAUACAGGGAGCCAGGCAUGCGCAAUUCGUUCCAUCUUUAUCAGAUCUCCACCUUACCCACCUGCAGUCGAGCCUGCUGUACCCCGGGCUCCGCCGUCCCGAUCAUGUCGGUCCGACGAUCCCUAUCCCGGCAAGAAUCAGCACCGACCUGACCAUCGGAGGCGCACCGGCGCGCGACGACGACGUCCCGUGCGCUCUGUCCAUCGGCGCCGCCAACAAGCAGACGCCCGACGCCGUCAAGCCGGCGGGGCUAGUGCUCUUCGGACGGACCAUACUAACCGAGCAGCAGAUGAGCCUCAGCAGCUCCGGCGGCGCGAGCGCGAUCUCCCCAGCGGCGACUGGCAACAGCUCUCUGUACCGGAACGCCGAGAAGGGCCCCAAUGCCUCGGAGGGCUCGGGCUCCGGCGUCAUCCAGAACAGCCCGACCAAGAACGCGUCGUCGGAGCGGCUGCCGUGGUUCGGGGACGGCAGCCACAGCCAGCAGCAGGUCUCCGAGCUCGGGCUUGAGCCCGGGCAAUGCAAGGUGUUCAUCGAGUCCGACACGGUCGGCCGCAACCUCGACCUCUCGGCGCUGAGCUCGUUCGACGAGCUCUACGGGCGCCUGUCCGAGAUGUUCGGCAUCGAGGGCGCCGAGCUGUGGAGCCGCGUGCUGUACCGCGGCGGCACCGGUGAAGUGAAACACGCCGGCGACGAGCCCUUCAGCGUAGAGUACCGGCCAAAGGGGCAGCUAGCCGUAGCGGGAGCAGCGACACUGCGCGCAGAUGCAGGUUUUCUCAAUGUGCUGCCGCAGCCGCAGGCCCGCAGGCAGCAGCUGCUGCCGGGAUACCAUCCAUCACUACCCCGUCGCCUCAAGGCUCCAGGCGACUUCUUGUUGCCUAACCUGCCUUUCCUCUGCGUGCUGAUGGCGAGUGAGGUCACCCAAAAGAUCGCGGAGCAUCGUGUCGCGUAUCACGCUGUGCUGGCUUUGCUGGAGGCGUAA